This is a messenger RNA of Eurytemora carolleeae, 712 nucleotides long. RefSeq names its product centrosomal protein of 104 kDa. The transcript has 9 exons. NCBI's taxonomy places the organism in Eukaryota, Metazoa, Arthropoda, Copepoda, Calanoida, Temoridae. The coding region runs from base 29 to 712 and encodes 227 amino acids. The record is from RefSeq and is a predicted model, not a curated record. Gene Ontology annotation, cellular component: cilium.
AUUUAAUACUAUUUCCAGAGUAUUUAAUAUGCCUGUAAGGUUGGACUUCAGAGUAGUGGAGUCUACUAGUCAGGAUGACGGGUUUAGUCAUUCUAACAUUCUAGAAAUUGGACCACAGAGUAAAGGCUGGCUGUCAAGCAAGUACUCCAUCUAUCCUCAAUCUUUGGUACUUCUCCUAAGUACUCCAGCACAGAUCGAACAAAUACAGAUGCUUGGAAAUGCGUGGGCUGUCUCUACUCAGAUUGAUAUACAAGUUGGAGAGGUGGCAAGAGGAAGCUCUAGAGAUAGGAAAAAUGCGCAUUUUAUGGAGUUGGGAAGUGUGUUUCCAGAGUCCAAUGAACAAUUUGAUUAUAAUGCUCGUCAACUUAUCACCGUAGAGAUUGCUGAUGACGGCAGACCCUGUCCUGUUUCCUUCAUUAAACUUGUAUUUCAUAAAAACUAUCAGAACAAGAAGAACCAGUAUAACCAGGUCGGUUUAACUGCGAUCAGUAUAAUUGGAACCCCGGCAGGAUCGGAUAAUACUGAAGGAGAGUUUAACCUGGAUCAGGUGCUCUCUCCCUAUGAUGAACUGAGUUUUCUGGUAUAUACGGAUACAGAGAUAACACAACUAAUUCUGAAAUUGGAGAAGCGAAAACUUGACGCUGCUGGAACAGAAAGAUUUGAAUAUGCGAAAAAGAUUAAAGAGGCAAUAGAUGAAUUGUGUUUGGCGUAA